AAUACAAAAUCAUGUUUAACCUUUUUACCCCAGCUAACCCCGAUUUCGAAUAAAAUAAGUACAACUUGCAUCUGAAGAAGGGAUAUGGUUGUGCUCGCAGCGCUGAUCCUUCAACUAGCGAUUUCAAGCUCUGCUAGUGACGCUGAUCUAACACCUCUGGAAGAUGACGUCAUAGAGCGGGGUCCUGGUAUGUGUGUAACGUAUGGGCUGUGCCAGUUGAAGGAUGGUUUACCUUGUGUAAAUAAUACUGCUGCUCAGCCAGUUCCUGAAGACGAGACGGUCAGGGAGAGGCUCCACAAACUUUGUCCUCAUUUAAGUUCAGCUGAUAAAGUGUGCUGCUCCGCUGACCAGAUAGAUUAUCUAGGAAACUCUCUAAAAACGGCCGAAUUAUUCCUCAAAUCAUGUGACCAUUGCUAUCAGAACUUCAGAUCUCUGUUUUGUGAUAUAGUCUGCAGUCCUAACCAGUCUGAGUUUGUAAAUAUAGAGGAGAGUGAGAAGAUCGAGGAGAACUCUCCCCACGUGACCAGAUUUAGCCACUAUUUGAGUGAGCAGUACGCCACUGAUUUAUACGGAAGCUGUUCGAAGUACCCUUCAGUUCUUUGUGGUCCGUUUUCAUGGGGUUGUGACAGGAAGAAAAUGUUUGCCUUUCUUGGUGACAACAGUUACACGGUGUUAAAAACAGACUACGUUAUCGGGGAUGAUGACGUCAUGCCCUUUGUUAGAGCACCUUCUGAUCAUCUCAUACCUUGCAACGAUAACACCAACUGGGACAGAUGCACGUGUUAUUGUUGCGCGGCGUCAUGUGAUGACACAAGUGGUCAGGACGGGUUUCAGCACAAAACUGGAGUCAGUCUCUCAACCACCCUCGCAACUGUCAGCCCUACUGUGUACAAGGGGGCACUAGGGUUACAAGUCCCAGCUAUAAGUGAUAUCUGCAGGACUACAAUUUCCACACACUGCCCCCACCUGAUCACCGCCAUCAACGAGACCAGCUGUUCUGACAUCACUCUCGACAUGGCCCCUAUUUUCUCCAAUCUGAAAACCAUGUUUGGUUCCUGUGGCAACUGUCAUGACAACGUACGGGUACUGCUCUGUGAGUACCUCUUCUCCCCUGACCAGUCGAGGUUUACUAAUGUGGAGAGUAAGGAGGAGAAGGGAGAGGAGACACUCAUUACAGGAAUUCAGUUGGUUCUGUCUGAAGAACUAAUUAACAAGACAUACAAUUCUUGCCGGGAUGUAAGGACCUUUGUUGAGCACUGUAAAGGGAAGAGCUGCUCCCUUCAAAGCAUACUGAAUCAUGUUCUUGAUGGAACUGGUGUACUGGUGCCCACUAUCAAGGAACACGAAGCUUAUCCUUAUGAGAGUCCGAGUAUUGAUAUAUUCAAGAAGUGUAAUGUAGGCACUGAGAGUGAAGGAAGGUGUAGCUGUGAGGACUGUUCAGCGGCCUGCAAAGUUGACGACGGUCACGAGCACAAACCUGGACACUGUAUUAUUGUGGAUAACUGUGAAAUGGAGUAUUUCAUGGUGGACGAGAAGGAUGCUUUCAAACAGGACCUCAAUUCCACUCUACUACAAGAAUUGUGUCCUCUUUACAGCUCCACUGAGAUGGGCUGCUGUACUGACGAUUCUUUACAGUUCUUAAAAUCUCUGAUGGAUCCCAUAAAAGAGGCAGCCUCCUGUGCGGUGUGUAAGGAGAACAUUGCUGCACUGUUGUGUUCUUUGACUUGCUCAGGUGAUCAGUCUGUAUCCUUGGAGAUUGCUGCUGAAUCUGAUCCCAACUGGUGUGAUCAGGUCGACUCUUUAAGGUUUUAUGCCGAAAGAGACUCGAUGCAGAAGAUUCUCAGUUCUUGUCGGGACGAUGAAAGCUUCUUGGGAUCACUUUGUGGUGAUAAUACCGACCAAUGUCAUCAUUUAGAGACUUUUACUCAAAAGCUUUCGGAAAAGUUAUCAACGUCAGAUCGUACAAUGACACUGCAAAUGGAGAAAGUGUACAAUGACCUAGAAUCCCUCUCACUCUCCCCUCUCCCCUGUAACUCACCCUCGGUUCUUGGGGACCAGGGAUGCUCGUGUGAAACAUGCACUGAUUCCUGUCAAGUAAACGCAGCUGAUGGGUACUAUCAUAGUGCUGGCGUGUGUGCCAUGUACAGCACGUGCAAGAACAAGGAAGGAAAGGAGGCACCUUGUGUGGGGAACACACGAGCUAAGUACCUGACUGACGAAGUGAGGAGUAGUUUGGAGGAGCUGUGCCCCUCUUUCCAGCCUGGACUGUUGGGGUGCUGUGAUGGGAAAUCUGUGGAGGUUAUGAAGUCUCUUCUGGGGCUAGCUGGAACGUUGAUAAAGUGUCACAACUGUUACAACAACCUUGCUAAGUUGUUCUGUAACGUCUUUUGUCACGCAGAUCAGUCAACUUAUCUCAGCAUUCUGGAGAAAGUUGCUGAUGGUGAUUCAGACUUUUCUGUCUCCAAAUUCAGCUACCACGUGAAGGAAAGCACAGGGAAGGAACUGUACGAGUCAUGCCUGAAUGAUAGAGGUGGUAUCACUGACCUCAUCUGUAUCACCAAGUUUGGGAAGGGCUGCACCAGCUACCUUGACUUUAUCCACGCUAUAGGCGACAAUGGAGUCACUACAUUUGAUAUCCAGUUCAAAUUUGAAGUGGAAGAUCCGUUCGUGCUAGAUGAUCCCAAGUUGCUUUCUUGUAAUGAAGAGUUUAAUGGUUACUCGUGCAUGUGUGAGGACUGUCCAGCCGCAUGUGUUAACGACUUCGACGACCACUUCGUCCACCAGCAAGGAGUAUGUCUGAUAAACAGUGAAAAUAUUUCUAAUGGAACAAAGUCGUUCAGCGUUCAGAGCUCUGAACUCAUGGAACAAGUCUGUCCCGACUUACGUAAUUUGAAAGAGGUGUGUUGUACCAGCAAAGAUCUUGAGUUGAUCCAGAAAGUGCACGAAGAUCAUCAGAGCACACUCGGUAACUGUGGAGCAUGCUACAAUAACAUCAAGCGGUACAUGUGUCACGUAGCUUGUAGUCCAGAUCAGUCAACUUUCACUACCAUUGCCAUGGAUACGAAUACAAAUAAAAAACAGAUUAACCAUUUCUUGAAUGACAAGUCUACGCUCGCUGAUUCAUGCGCUUUUCACAACGAGCCGAAAGAACCCAUUAAUGAUUCUCGGUUCUAUUCUGAAAUCCUGGGAUUUCUGAUAUCCGAGCUGUACUCCGGCUUCUCAUACUCCGUGAACGACAAGAACUUUAGGACAGACGGAAUCAAAGCAACGAAGCCAAAGAACUUGAGGAAUUGUUAUGAUGAUGGGGAGGAAAAGUGCGAUUGCGGUCACUGCGAAGAAACGUGCACUAACGAUAACUACCAACACUCUGAAAACCUUUGUCUUUUCUACGAUACUUGCGAAGGUGACUUCCCGUGUGUUAACAGCACAGCGCCCCGCCCAGUUUCCCCAUCAGACGAGAAGUUCUACAACGACCUCCUCUCCACUUGCCCCCACUAG
This is a messenger RNA of Bolinopsis microptera, 3498 nucleotides long. RefSeq lists its product as uncharacterized. The record is from RefSeq and is a predicted model, not a curated record. The coding region runs from base 85 to 3498 and encodes 1137 amino acids. Gene Ontology annotation, cellular component: membrane. Gene Ontology annotation, biological process: sterol transport. Lineage: Eukaryota; Metazoa; Ctenophora; Tentaculata; Lobata; Bolinopsidae. The transcript is spliced from 23 exons. Gene Ontology annotation, molecular function: sterol binding.